AUGGAUUCAGCAGAUGACGCAUCAUUUGUCCACCUACCGGACGAGAUGCUGAGAUUCGUCCUCCAGCACUUCCCGGCCUCGGAAUGUGCAGCCAGGCUAGGCCAGUUGACGUUGCGUGGCCGAAAGCCCAUCUCAACACCACACUAUGUCGUCCCAACGUCGAGAGGUGUAAUACCUCACCUGUCGCAUGACAACGUGCAGAAACACACCAAGAUCUCAGCCGUCUACGUGCCUCUGGAAGACUUUAUCGAGAAAUCGAAUGCGCCCGUCUACAACACGCCCUGUACGGGCAAAGAGUCGCGUCUACGACGGUACACUGGCUUGCCGGAGCCAUGUUUGUCGAUCUUAGGCCCUAGGCGAGUGCCCUACAUCCCCUGUCCGGCACACAACACGAACUCGUCAAUAGCCAUUUCGACCUCGGUGGGCUUCAGGUUUUUGGACGUGGACAAGUAUAAUGAGGCUAUCAACAUCCUACGGCCCGAUAUCUCGAUAAGCAUCGCAGACUUGAUCAACACGACAAAUGCCAGUGUCAAGAGAGUAGAGAAGAGUGCCGACAGGACACAUGCCUGGCUGCGAGAUUUCGUAGAGGACAACGACGGAAGAGACCACCAAGGACCGUUCUUCGCCUCGAUCCCUCCUGUCGAGACCGAGCUGAUGUCACUGUAUCUCUCUGACCUGAGCGAUGAGUACAGAUCGCACAUCUCAGGCUUGUGCUUAUACUCGUCGUCGACGGUGUUAAGCCUGCCAGACGCCCUGCGCGACACCCCGAAGCUAUGCCUUGCCGAUCCACAGACGCCGCAAGCCGUCCUUGCGGCGAUUCAUGCCGGGGUCGACAUGCUUACAGUCCCGUUCGUGACACAGUUGUCCGAACACGGCAUCGCCUUCUCAUUUACCUUUCCUGGCGUCCCGGAACGACCCAACAACGACAUGCACACGCACACGCACACGCACAUGCCCCUGGGCAUCGACCUGUGGUCCACGAGCCAUGCCACGGAUCUCUCCCCUUUGAGCCCAAAUUGUACCUGCUACACCUGCACGCGGCACCACCGCGCUUACGUCCAUCACCUCCUCCAAGCCAACGAGAUGCUCGCGUGGACGCUCCUCCAGAUCCACAAUUUCAGCGUCAUCGACACGUUCUUCGCCGCCAUUAGGGCGAGCAUCGAGCGCGGGACCUUCUCGGCAGAUGUCCACACAUUUAGCCAGUCGUACGAGUCCGAGAUGCCCGCGCAAACCGGUCAGGGACCCCGAGUGAGAGGCUACCAAAUGAAGAGUAUAGGCGGGGGCGAACCGAAGAAGAAUCCCAAAGCGUACGGCCGGUUGGACGAUCAGAUGGAGAAGCUUCGCGAGAGCGAGAGUGGGAUUGCGACGCCCGAGGGCAAGGCCGAGGAUCUUGUAGAACACGGCUUGGCCGAGAGGGUCGAAAGGCUGUAA
This is a messenger RNA of Cladophialophora carrionii CBS 160.54, 1431 nucleotides long. RefSeq lists its product as uncharacterized. The record is from RefSeq and is a predicted model, not a curated record. NCBI's taxonomy places the organism in Eukaryota, Fungi, Ascomycota, Eurotiomycetes, Chaetothyriales, Herpotrichiellaceae. Gene Ontology annotation, molecular function: tRNA-guanosine(34) queuine transglycosylase activity. The transcript is spliced from 2 exons. The coding region runs from base 1 to 1431 and encodes 476 amino acids.